Gigantopelta aegis is the source of this 1721-nucleotide messenger RNA. RefSeq names its product general transcription factor IIH subunit 3-like. Bases 165 to 1091 code for a protein of 308 amino acids. Gene Ontology annotation, cellular component: transcription factor TFIIH holo complex; transcription factor TFIIH core complex. The transcript is spliced from 12 exons. Gene Ontology annotation, biological process: nucleotide-excision repair; regulation of DNA-templated transcription. NCBI's taxonomy places the organism in Eukaryota, Metazoa, Mollusca, Gastropoda, Neomphalida, Peltospiridae. The record is from RefSeq and is a predicted model, not a curated record.
GAGAAAUAUCCAAUUGUAAUUGAGUUUAAGGCCAUAUUUUGGCUAGCUGUUAAACAUGGCGUACAAAUAAAGCCAGGCAAAGUAUUAUCAUCUGUGUGAUGUUUUAAAUUAUAAUCUAGUCGGGAAAACAAUAAAGCAACUGAUGAGCUUACUAUGGUCUAAGUAUGGGUGACAAAAAUAUUAGUAGCCUUCUCGUAAUUGUGGUAGACACUAACCCAGUAUGGUGGGGUGAUGAUCAAAGUGGUGAAGUUGGCAAAAUUAGCCUUUCAAAAUGUAUGGAUUGUGUUAUGGUAUUUGCCAACUCCCAUCUGAUGCUCAGUCAUGUUAAUAAACUUGCUGUUAUAGCUGCACACACAAAUCAGAGUCAGUUUUUGUACCCAAAGCAUGACAGUUCAGCUGAAGCUACAGUAGCUGGCAGUGGUGAAUCUAGCAAUAGUUUACCUGUUGACUUUGUUAAUGAUGGAAAGUAUGAGUUAUUUGGUCUCGUCGAUGGUUUUCUUCAGUCAGAAGUCAAGAAACUUGUCUUGAAUAGUUUGGAGGGUGAAAUUUAUUCUGAUUCUUUGAUUGCUGGUGCAAUGACCAUGGCAUUAUGUUAUAUUCAUAGGAUGGAGAAAGAAUGCUCAUUUGGACAGACGUUUUCUUCAAGGAUUCUGGUUAUCAAAGGUUCAGAAGAUAAUCCAGCUCAGUAUAUGAACUUUAUGAAUGCUGUAUUUACCGCACAGAAACAGAAUGUUGUUAUUGAUGCAUGCAUUCUAGAAAAUGAGUCAGGAUUGUUACAACAGGCUUGUGAUAUAACUGGAGGAGUAUACUUAGAGAUUCCACAGAUGGCAGGCCUUCUGCAGUACCUCUUAUGGAUAUUUCUGCCAGAUCCAAAUAUACGACAUAAAUUAACCCUUCCUCCAAAAGCUCAAGUGGAUUAUCGAGCGGCCUGCUUCUGUCAUCGAAACCUCAUAGAUAUUGGAUACGUCUGCUCGGUUUGUUUGUCAAUUUUUUGCACCUUCAGUCCAAUAUGUUCCACUUGUCAGACAACUUUCAAACUUCUGGGACCACCAAAACUAAGCAAGAAGAAAUCAAAGAAAACUGCAUCAUGACGCCAAGUGGUGGUUUUGGGUUGACUAUCCAAUACUUGGCAGAAGUAUACAACUUAGAAAAAAAGAUUCAAUGUCACAGCUUUUCCUUCUAUUUUCAAUAGAGGAGAAUGCUAUGUAGACAACGUUAGACAUCAAGGAGUCAUUGUAGGAAGCAUUCUUAAGGAAAGGUUAUGACUGAGGAACUAAUUUGAUGUGACAUGUGCAACAUUUUUGUGUCCUUGUGAUAUAUCUUAAGAUUUGACAAGACAUUCGAAUCUCCAGGGCUUAAAUUGUCAGCAUGUUGCUACUUUUAUAUAAACUGACUAAAACAGUAUUAUUGUAUAAAUUACUUCAUGUUCAAAAAGGGUUCAUAUGGGUUACGGAAAUCAUCAAAGAUCAUGGAAUUUGCCAUUGUUGUUUCCCAGACUGGUAAGGUCGGAAUAUCUGAGUUGGAUAGGAAGGCCUAAGAAAUUGUAUGAUAUUUUUUUAUGUUAUUUGCAUCAAAACUUUUUAAUCAUAUGUUGAUUGUUGCCAAAAUUAUUUAAAAUCUGUUUCAAAACUAUAUAAAAAAUUGCUUUAAAAGUCAUGGAAUUUGGUGUAAUAAACAUCAAGGUGUAUGAACUGCUGUGUUAAUAAAAACAAAAUUAACAA